Molecule: messenger RNA, 1117 nt
Organism: Paraphaeosphaeria sporulosa
Lineage: Eukaryota; Fungi; Ascomycota; Dothideomycetes; Pleosporales; Didymosphaeriaceae
Exons: 1
Coding region: 273-974 (233 amino acids)
Source: RefSeq, a predicted model, not a curated record
UGGGGGUGGAAACUGCGCAUUCGCUCUCGUUCUCGUUCGCGUGUUGUCUCCUCAACUGAAACGUCGGACAUUCCAGUGUUGCAAUCAACGUCUUUAACACUUGCGCGGGCUUACUUUUUCCAUUACGUGCACACUUCAGCGUCGUCGACUGCGAUACAACCAGACUCCAUACGACAACUACAGAACUAGGACCAAAAUCUGACUACAACUGGCCUGCGUAUAGCCUACCCUAGGGCGACGCACCAUCUUCAGACUUCUGUCAUACUGCCAACAUGAGCGAAAAACAUGAGCCCGCUAGCCCGCCCUCCUACACCGAUUCCCUCCGCUCCCAGCUCACCUCAACGUCCUCCUCAGCACCAGGCCGUGGCCAAUCCCUCCUCGAUACCAUUACCCUCACACGCGCCACAACCAUCCGCGCCGCAAUCCACACCUCGAUCCUCCCACUACUCUCCUCCCGCGCAGCCAUGGGCCUCCCCUCCACGGUCCUCGCCCUCCUCCCAUCCGACUUCCCGCUCCCCCCUCUCCCAGAGAAAAACGAGUUCUCCUUCGAGGGCUACGCAGGCGCAGAGAAGGCCGAAGACGCGGUCAAAGUCAUUGCGGGGAAUGGCGUGGAAGAAGCUGUCGAGGCGGUACGACUUAGCGGAGAGGGCAACACGAGCGCGUUCUGGCGGGUGCCGGCUGCGGUGGAGGAGUUAGAGAGGGGGCUGAGGGAUGUUUUGAAUGAUGGGCGGGUAGGGGCGUCGGCGGUGGUGAGGGAGGUGGGGGAGGCGAAGAAGGAGAAGGAGAGGAGGGGGUUCUUUGGGAGGAGGAAGGAGGGGAAGGUAGAGGAGAGUGUCGUGGUGGGAGAUGGGGGAGGUUUGGUGGCUGUUAGGGUGAAAGUGGAGGAGAUUUGCUUGAGGACGACGAAUGAAUUUGGGUUGUAUGAUACGAUGAAUAGGCAGUGCGUUGUUGUGAGGGUGGAUGCGGGAUGUUGAAGGCGAGAGAGGUUGGAGACUCGAAUACAGUGGUAGGGCAAAGUUUGAGUAUCCAUAUAGCCUACCCUAGGGCAAUGCACUGUAGUACAAGUUCUGACCUGGUGCUGCUGGUGCGUUGGUAUUGAGUCAAUGUAAUGUGUUGG